This is a messenger RNA of Blepharisma stoltei, 1942 nucleotides long. Lineage: Eukaryota; Ciliophora; Heterotrichea; Heterotrichida; Blepharismidae. The record is from the annotation of a GenBank genome assembly.
AUGAGCACAAAAGAGAAUAGUUUUGAAGCCAAAUUACCCCCUCCUGCACCAUCACUUGUUUCAAUGAAAAAAAGAUCUGAAUCUAACCUAAGAACCUCCAUUGUUCUUUCAAAAUCUUCAAUGGCAGAAUCAUUGAGUAUAUCAUUUCCACCCCUACAGAUCACUAUUCCAGAUUAUUUAUUUUCAAAUCGCAUUUUUCGCCUGUUUAUAAUCCAAAUUAAAAUAUUUUUUUUAAAAAACAUAUUUAAGAUAAGAAAAUCUAUCCCUUUUUACCAUAAGUCUAUAUCAAUCUAUUUCAGUAGACUCCUUAUAAUAUUCGAAUGCAGACUUAUACCAAGCUUUACAGUAAUAAAAUUUUCCCUAAAACCACAAUAUCCCAAGGGCAAUCCACUAUCAGAUUAAACGAAAAUUCAGAAAUUCUACGUGAAGGAACCCGAGAAACAAAAGUUAACCUUACAAGUAUUUCUUCAAAGCAAAUUAAACGUAAAAUAACAAAUCGUGCUGAAUCUCUAUCACAGAUAACCCCAAUUCAAAGGGUUGAUAAUAAUGAAAAAAAGAUAAAGGACGGAAUGUAUGAAAUCCAGACUGCACUGAGCGAUAAAUUAGAGCUUAUGAGGGAUCUUGCAACUUACGAAAAUAAUUUUUCAAAGUCAAAAGAUUUAUCAAUAUUAUUAGGCAGACUAAGAGUAUUAUCAGCAUCAAUUCCUGAUACUUAUGAUGAAAAUAAUGGGAUUCAAACUGAAGAAAAAGUAUAUUUAAUAUAUUAAACUCUGCAUUUUCUUAUUUUAAAAAUAAUUUUUUAGAAAUUUAAUUAAAUAAAGAAUAGUCUACAAAAAAUUAACUGAAGGCUUAAACUCACUUUUAAAUUUAGAAACUCAGCAUAGCCCUAAGCUAGGCCACAGUCAAGUUGAAUAUGAAUCAUUUGACUUAAAAAGCAUUUACCAGAUACAAAAAUUCGAAUCAGUCUUCCAAGGGAUUUUCAAUAUAUCUUGUAUAUCAAGUAUAAUAAAUUUUCGUAGUGAUAAAUGAUUGGAGUAUAUAGAAAUUACUGUCCAGACACCAUAUGGGGAUUUUUUUAAUAUGAAUAUAAGACUAGCUAUAUCAAAUUCGUAUCAAAAUAAAAAACAAGUCUCUGCUUAUGCGAAAAAAAGCAUCCUUCCUCAUCUUUACUAUAUUUACUAUAAAAAUGAACUAAAAAUGAAUUAUGAUUAUAGACACAGUCAUACUUUUUAUAGCUUAAUUUGUAGAAUUAGAGGAUGAGGGGUUUGCUCGGUCGAGCUUACUGAAAAUAAUGAACAGCAGGUUCACAUUCAGGUAAGCUCAAUAGAUGAUGCUUUAGAAGUGCCAAUUUAUAUUAUAAUGCCUUGGACUUCUCUAUAUAUAUUACCAAAAUUCCUAGGCCUAUAUUUCUCUUUAAUUAAAUCUAAAAUUUUGUAUUAUAUUUUUUAUAAUUAAUAUUCAGCAGAAUAUUACUUCAAAAAGCAGCCUGUUUCUUGAGACAUCUGACUGACUUAAAAGAGUAAUUGAAAAAUACUUAUGUUAUAUCCCUGAAAUGAAUGGACUUUAUUGGCAUGAGGUUGGUGACCAAGGUUUUAUAUUCUUCCAAAAAGAAAUGAGCUCUAUAUUAAUGAAUGAUGAAUAUCUUAAAGAAGAACUUGAUAUUUUGUUAUUUAGCGAAUUAUAUACGUUUGAAGCCAAAAUUAAUAAUGCUGUAUUUGUAAUAGAGAUACUUGGAUCUACUCAGCACGUGAAAAUUAAUGUAAAAUAUGAAAAUGAGACAGUUGAUAUCAGUUCUGAGUCAAAAAGAUUUAAAUUAUUGACUGACUUGCAGUCGCUAAAUAUAAGGAAAGGUAUUGAGACUCUGAGGAGCUCACUUGAGCUAGAGUUAUUUCUUCGAAAAGUUUUCCCAAAAGCAUUUUUAUGUAAAAAUAAAGAAAAUUAA